CUGGACCACGAACGUGCAUACGUUUUGGCGAAUUAGCUGCUUUAUGUUAACGUAAUGGCGCAGAUGUAUUAAGGUUUUUCAUUAAGUCGACUGAACUUCAAUACUGGGCCUAACGAGUGGUUUAUCUAAAAUGUCUCGAAGAAUAAAAUCUGCUAAUAAAAAAGCGAAGGAGUCUGAGUACAAUCCUAUGAUGGAGGAGAUGGUUGAUAAUGACGCUCUCCGCCAGAUUUAUCUGAAGGCGGCUGGAAGUGGUAAUUUGGAGGCGGUGGGAUUUGCACUAGCUCAUGCAGGCGACUUUGAUAUAAACUGCACGGACACUGAUGGCAAAUCAGCGCUAGCCAUAGCCAUCAAGUGCAACAAUAUAGAGGUAGUAAAACUGCUUCUGCAACACAAUGUGAACGUAGGUGACGCACUUCUGCGAGCUGUCGAUAUGCAAAAUGUCAAGGUUGUCGAGAUUUUACUGGAAUAUGCUCGCUCACCACAGGGAAUGACACAGAGCAUGAUAGGUUCGAACGCAGACAAUGAGGAUUUCCAUCCCAGUAUAACGCCAAUAAUUCUGGCUGCACACACAAAUAAUCAUGAUAUUAUUAAAAUGCUUUUGCAACACAAAGCCACCAUAUCAGACCCAUGGAAGAAUCUUAAGAAAGAUCGACAGAAACAUUCAGUGCAGUAUUCGCUAGGCCUGCUUAACAUUUACAAAGCGCUAAGCAGUGAGUUCUACAUCUCGUUAACCAGCGAGGAUCCUAUCGACAAGUCAUUUGAGCUGUACAAGAAACUUAAACUUUUGGCACGAAUGGAAUAUGAGCACAAAUCGGAAUAUGAAACACUAGCCGAACAGGUUGAGUUAUACGCAGCUGAGCUUCUGGGACAGACGAGAAACAGAAAAGAGCUGACAACCGUGCUGACCCAUGACAGUGCCGAGUGGAACAAAUGCCCUGAAGUUAUUGAACUGAAACAACCACUCAAAGUCCUUAAAGCUGUGACGUACUACCAGAAGCGAUUCGUAGCUCAUCCACACUGUCAAAUCCUAUUGACUGACAGAUGGUACAAGGGCCUGUCAGCUGAGUGGCGAGCGAACCGGUCAUUUAAAGGCAUCCUGCUUACUGCGAUCACAUGCAUAUUGUGGCCGUUGUGGUCACUGUUUUACCUAGCUGCACCGUUAGGUAGAAUCUCUACUCUUAUGCGAACUCCGUAUAUCAAGUUUCUUAUGCACACGUCGUCGUAUGUUACAUUCUUGGUUUUGCUUGGUUGCGCCACCAGCGAUGUCCAAGCGUUUCAAUUUCCGAACAUCACCAGUAAUGAGGGUUGUACCUCUACUCAAAAACUAACAGAGCAAGAGCACGCUCUACGCGUAAGAGGACGCAAACCAACGAUUAUACAAGUGUUUAUCAUGAGUUGGAUUAUCGGUAUGACCUGGCGUGAAGUCAAAGAGUUAUACAGAAAUGGCAUCAAAACGUAUGUAAAAGAUAUGUGGAAUUUUAUCGACCUGUUUCAAAUGAUUUUAUACUGGUGUUGGAUAGCCCUCAAGUUUGUGUCAAUCAGAAAGGCAUCGGGAACCGAUGAGAAUUUACAUCGAAGUCAGUGGCCAGUUUACGAUCCAAAUAUCGUGGCUGAGGCCAUGUUUGCUGUAGCGAAUAUAUUUAGCUUCUGCAGGUCGCUGCGGCUCAUCGUGAUCAGUGAUCAGGUCGGACCGCUUCAAAUAUCAUUAGGAGGCAUGAUCGAUGACAUUGCACGAUUUCUGUUCAUAUUCACCUUGGUGUGGGUUGCGUUUGCACUUGGUUUGACGCAGCUCUACUGGCCAUAUUCACCAGAAGAAAUAUUGGAAUGCAUAGCUACUGGGAAAAUGGACACAGACGAUUGCAAAGAGAUGCCGUUUGGAAUGUUUAGUCACUCUAUGGAAACGCUUUUUUGGGCGUUAUUCGGACUGGAAGAUUUAAGUGUUUUGCAGAGCGGCUCGACGCAUAUCUUCACAGAGGGUGUAGGUCGCAUCAUCUUUGCCCUGUAUUACGUCUGUGCAGUUGUUAUCUUGCUGAAUGUGCUUAUCGCUAUGAUGAGUAGUACAUUUAGUAGAGUAGAGGCUGAGGCUGACAUCGAAUGGAAGUUUAGUCGUGCAGAGAUGUGGAUGAGCUACUUCGAUGAUGCAGCUACUGUUCCCGUGCCCUUUAACCUAGUCCCAUCGCCGAAGAGUAUUUGGCACGUCAUCAGGACAAUAAUGCGUUGUUUCUGUUACAAGGAUGCUGCUAAAAAAUCUAAACAGAAACAUUUCCAGAAAGUGGUCGAAAAAGAAAAACUAUAUGAGGAAACUGUUCAACUCUUGGUUGCCCGUUAUAUUGCCGACAAAAAGUCAGAUGCGUACGAUACAGAGGGCGCUGUGACACAAUUGGACAUCAUAGCUGUGCGUCAAGAUAUUUCCGGAGUAAAAAACGAACUCUCGGAAUUUUUGCGGAAAAUGGAAGGAACAUUGAAACAGUGUGCUGACCAAAUACACAAGGUAUCAAAACGUGUCAACACGAUAGAACGAGUUUUAAAGAACGAGGACCCAGAAUCGGAAACAGAAAGCACAUUCUCUACAAUGGACAGAAGAGGAACCAGCAGUUUGUUCUCCAGCUCAAAGGGUUUCUUAUCCGCAGGUGGAAUGUUUGGUUCACUAUUCAGCAAUAAAAAUACGAAUGAACUUUCACUUACUGUUCCAGCGCCCUCGCAUGGUACAAAUUCGACAGUAGUCGCAGACGAUGAUCUCUCUACGCGUAGUGAAAUUGAAAGCAAUGUAGGUGCUUCGCGUCUGGCUGCGAAUUCAUAUGAAUUGGUCUCCACCGAUGAUUCAGGCAGCUCUGAUGAAGAAGAUGUAGGCAUUGACAACCAUGGAUACACUUUCGAUCCCUCGUACGAACAAAAAUCUGAUUUUGAAUUUGUUGAAAGAGCGGCAUCGACGGUAGCGAGUGACGCACCAUUAGAACACCCAAAAGGAGAUUCCGAUGACAAACCCGCAUCCCCUACAAUCAUUGGAUCUGUUGUUUCGUUUUUCAAAAAACUUUAGGUAUAACGAGUAUGGAUGUGUACAAGUUGUCAAUAACUGUUGACGAAAUUCGAACCUCACAAAAUAAUAUUUGCACUUAUUUUUCUAUUUUAAAACAGGGUAAAAAGCGUAGUACUGAAUGAAUCCUAGUUCAUUAAUAUGAGACAGAACUAUUUAGUUUUAGUUGUUUCCGCCAUGAAAUAUUAAUUUAUUAAUAAUAAACAGUUGUAUCUUUAAAAAUUUACACUGACCUUAUGGAUAUAUGUCAGUCAGUGGCAUAGCCGCAUAUCUAGGGUAUUGAAAUGGGGAGGUUGAUCUGGUGGGGCUCGACGAUAAAGUGAGAGCCCUUGCUGAAAAAUCAAUGUGGUAUGAAGUGAUUUCUAACUACUUGAGCGAAUUUUUCAAGUGGUGGGCGACUGCUCAGGAAUGCUUGGUUUUUUUUUUUUUUC
Anneissia japonica is the source of this 3465-nucleotide messenger RNA. RefSeq names its product short transient receptor potential channel 4-like. Gene Ontology annotation, biological process: manganese ion transport; regulation of cytosolic calcium ion concentration; calcium ion transmembrane transport. The coding region runs from base 131 to 3037 and encodes 968 amino acids. The transcript is spliced from 16 exons. The record is from RefSeq and is a predicted model, not a curated record. Gene Ontology annotation, cellular component: cation channel complex; membrane. NCBI's taxonomy places the organism in Eukaryota, Metazoa, Echinodermata, Crinoidea, Comatulida, Comatulidae. Gene Ontology annotation, molecular function: store-operated calcium channel activity; protein binding; inositol 1,4,5 trisphosphate binding.